Molecule: messenger RNA, 5325 nt
Organism: Xyrauchen texanus (razorback sucker)
Lineage: Eukaryota; Metazoa; Chordata; Actinopteri; Cypriniformes; Catostomidae
Gene: tsc1a
Product: TSC complex subunit 1a
Exons: 22
Coding region: 370-3753 (1127 amino acids)
Biological process (GO): negative regulation of TOR signaling; negative regulation of cell population proliferation; regulation of cell cycle
Cellular component (GO): TSC1-TSC2 complex
Source: RefSeq, a predicted model, not a curated record
GUCGCGCUAAAGCUGCUACAUGCUUAGCUUGUUCUCAUUGCACUGAACUUCACACCUUUUUGACACUCAUUUCGUGAUCUGUGAUAGCGAGGCUGAAGACUCGGUCAGUAUCCUUUCUCUAAUCAAACAUCAACUUAUUACCCCUCAUGUCUGGAUUGCACUUGCGCCGGAUUCAUUACGGAUAUUCAGUUCUUCCAUCUGCGCAAACGGCUCAGAUCAGCAGUGUGAAAGGUCGUGAGGUGUUCAAGAUGGCGACUGUUUGAAGUUCACACUCUGUGCGUUCCUGCAUAGGCACCCCAUGCUGACAUCACAGGGCAUCGGUUUACGCUGUGACAAAGGCAUCAGUCCUGUCCACUGUCUUGCACAGCUAUGGCCAAGGACCAGCCAAAUGUGUUGGACCUCCUCCCUCUUCUGGAGUCCACUGACUUGCAUGAGCUGGAGCAGGUCAAAAACCUGCUGCAAGAGACCCUCAGCAAAGAUAAAGGGACCAUGUUGCUGAAUAGCCUUGUGGACUAUUACCUGGAGACAAACUCAUCUCAAGCUAUGGACAUACUGUCUUCUGUCAGAGAGCCCCAUGAUAAGUAUCUUUUAGAUAAGAUGAAUGAAUGUAUGGGCAAGCAGAGCUGCCGACUUUCCACCAUCACUCUCCUUGGCUAUGUUGUCCGCAAGCAGCCGCCAUGGAUCCACAAGAUGGCACGCUUCCCUCUGCUUGCCUCGCUGCUGAAAUGCCUCAAGACUGACUCCGAUGUAGUAGUUCUCAUUACUGGUGUUCUGGUGUUAAUCACUUUACUACCCAUGAUUCCUCAAACCAACAAACAGCUUCUGUGUGAAUUUUUUGACAUCUUUGGACGGCUUGCUGCUUGGAACCAACGGCACCCAGGUUAUGCUCAAGGAGUGUAUGCAGUCCACCUGCAUGCCAGCGUAUACUCGCUCUUCCACCGGCUCUAUGGCAUGUACCCCUGCAAUUUCUUUUGUUACCUUCGUGCCCACUACAGCAUGAAGGAAAAUGUUGACACAUUUCAGGAAGUGGUUAAGCCAAUGUUAGAACAUGUCCGGAUCCAUCCUGAGCUUAUCACCGGAACCAAAGACUAUGAGGUUGAUCCUAUUAGAUGGAAGCGAUUUGAGCCCCAUGACAUUGUUAUUGAAUGUGCCAAAGUUUCUCUGGAUCCUAAGGAGGCAUCAUGUGAAGAGGGCUACUCUUCUCUGUCUGAUCACAUGGCACGGCGCCCUGUAGACCAUAGCCGAUCAUGCUCAGAGCUUAGCAUGCAUGAAAUCACCUCUGUCACACCAAUGGCCACUCUUUGCCAGUCUCUCUCUCUGUCACUACCAUAUCUCACUGUAAGCCAGGACUCUGAUUCGAGCAUACAAAGCGCCAACCAUCAAAGUGAUAAGAUGAGCUCCUCAGGGAUAAAGGAGGAGAUGUGGAGUCCUUCCUCAGUAUGUGGGAUGAGCACCCCUCCCAGCUCUAGAGGAAUGUCCCCCACCACUGUUUCUGAAGCCUCACAUAGUGCCUCCCACCUCUCAGGACGGAUACUUAGCACUCCAGUGGAUGGAAAAUUGACUCACUCUACCACCUCAGAGUCAUCUCCUUUCCCAUCACACUCAGAAGAACUAGAGCAACCUGCCCAAAACACCAGCAGUACUCAGGCUAAGGUGAAUCAGCCGGGUAAGGAGCUGAAAAAAGUAAUGCCCAGAAGUAUUAACAACAAUGGAUGUCCCGGUAAUGCCAAGAGUCCAGUGUCAUUGGUGCAGCUCCCUGACAUUGUCAGAAGGACAGACGUGGAGAGCGAGGAUGAUGCCAUCACACAGGAAAUUUUGAGCUUGACCCAUGGGAGACUGGACUUUGGAACAAGGCCAGACCUGGAUUCCUCUCUUUCCUGCUCCUCAGACACCCUUCUCUCAUCUCACUUCAGCAAUGAACCGAAUUUAGUUUCCACACCAGACAGGAGUAAAAGCUCUGACAAAGGAAUGGAGCAGCAACCUCCAUGGGUGCUCGGGCCUGCUUUCACCCCCAUAGAGAAUGACAAGGGCAGUCUGAGUUCCCUGUCUGAUCUGACAAAGGAAUCCAUGCCUUACGAGCCACUGUUUGACCUCACCAUACCUAAGGUGGCAUCACUGUUUUUGGAGAGGAGGACCAUGGAGGCCUUGCGGAGGGCUGAAGGAGAAAGGGUGCACCGAGAGGAGGUGGAGGGGGAGGAUCUUUCUGCUACUUCCCCUCUGGAGGUGUUGGACCGUGUUAUUAAGCAGGGCCAUGAAACCCAUGAUAAAGUGCUGAAGAGAACUCUGUCUUCUCAAAGCCAGUCAGCCAAUCCACACUCUGGAGGUAAACAGCAUAGCAAUAAAGGAAAAGGUUCUGUGUCAGCAGCAUCUGAUGAGCUGGGAAUGUUGCGUAGUCAGCUGCUGUUGCUGCAUACCCAGCUGCUGUAUGAAAGACAUAAGAGAGAACAACAUGCACUUCGUAACCGCCGUCUGUUUGGCCGUAUUGUCAACGCGACUGCAUUGGAAGAGCAGAACAACUCCAUGAAAACCCAACUGAAACUUCAGGAUAUUGAGAUGCAGACUGUGCAGGUAAGUCUGCAGGAGGAGCAGCGGCGCUUCAAGUGUCUACAAGAAGACCAAGAGGCUCUAGUGAACCAACUGCAGACUCAAAUCCAACAACUGCAGCAGAAGCGGAAUUACUAUUACUCAAAGAUGCAGGAGCUGCAGACUGAUUUAAAUGAGAAUCGGAAGAAGGUAGGAGAAAUGGAGGCAGAGCUACAGAGAGCCAAUAACAAAGUCUGUAAUAUGGGACACCUGCUCAGCCAGAUGUCCAUAAAGCUCAACAAUAGUGAAAAUAUGGAGCAGCAGAUGGCUUUUUUGAACACACAGCUACUGCUUUUAGGUGAAGCCAACAAGAUUUGUUUGGAGGAAAUCAAGCGCUUAGGACCUGAGGCAAGCAAGGAGCUGAAGAUGCUGCAAGCUUCUUCACUGCGGGAGGUGGAGCGCUUGAGGCAGAGCUCUCUCCAGCAGAGUCAGAGACUCGAGGCAGCCCAACAGCGCAUCACAGAUCUAGAGACCCAACUCAACAAGAAAGAGCAGGUCAUCCGAGAGCAGAAGAAACUGCUGGAGAAUGUUAAAAGCCAAGCCGUGGAGCAGCUGCAGGCUUCAGAGAACCGGUAUUUGGCCCAGAAGCACAUCACUCAGGCAUUGCAGUCAGAGCUGCUUGAACUCUAUAGCCAGAUAGAGUUAAAAAAACUGAAAACCAGUUCACCAGCAGAGCACACUUCUGAGGCCAGCAGUCCCACCAACCAAAGGACAAAUGGCAACAGCACUGGCACAUCUGCUCCAUCUCUAUCAGCUGACCCAGUGAAAAGAGAGGAAGGCACAUACAUGUGUGUCAAUGGCGAAGUCUCUGUAGGGUCUCCUCAAACACUCGAUAAUGACAGUCAGGAAGAUCUUUCCCUCCCCUGCGACUCCCCACUGGCGGUUGGCUCUUACCCCAGUACCAGAAGCUUCUUGGGCAAGCGAGCCAGAGAGUUGUUCCGCAAUAAAAGCGAGAGCCACUUUGAGACAGAACCAGUAGCGCUCAACUGCUUGUCCCCAGAUCUAAAGAUUGAGCCCAGCACAGACCCCUCAGAGAACACGCAGUUUGAAGGGGCCACUGACCAGGCUGACCUGCAGCCCAUGGAUAGACCCCGGGCAUAUAAUAUUCAGUGUAGGAGGCAGCAGGAUCUGCGGAUCAUGGACUACAAUGAAACCCUCCAUGAGCAUUGAUUAUAUACUGCUGAUUGUCUACAAUUAGAAAUGAAUAUUUUGGACCCAGUAUUAGACUGCAUAACACUUUUUUCUUCUUCUUUUUAAUGGGUGGUAGGCAGAGUUUUAGUUUAUUUUAAAAUCUCUGUUGUACAAUAGAAACAACUUGUCAUCAAAAAUGGUUCACAAAUCUUGUCAUAAUCAAGUUAAUUAUGAAUUAAUUGUAUUUCAGUAUAUUUUUAUUAUCACCAUUCAGCAAGCAGCUGUGGGUAUUCUGUUGUGGUUGGAUGUAACCCAGUCCUCACUGUACUUUCCAGCAAAUGUAUUGCCUUAAUCAUUGUAUUUGCUCUUGUAAUGGCUCCAUUUGUUUUUACAUCUUUCUAAAUUGAUCCAAGCAAAACUGCCCCUUUGAGACAUAUAGCGAGACGUGUCUCAGAAAUUGCACAAUACCAAGUGUGAUCAUUACAUCAGUUCCCACUUGGAGCACUGUAAAUAGUUCAUGCCUUUGAGAAAUCAAUCAAUCUGAUAUAAAUGUGAAAGAAGCUGUGGGGAAGGGAUAGGUAUUAUGUUAGAUAUUAUAAUAGAAUAAGAAAUCACAUUUCAUUGCUAAGGCUAGCCAUAGCAAUGCUUUGUGUGUUUUGCCUAGACAGAAAAUGUGUAAGCAAGUGUUGUGUUGUAGCUCUAGUAAAAUAUUUUAUUUUUAUGCAUUAACAUUCUUUACUGUGAUUGGAGAGCCCAGUCACCUGUGCAAUAAUUCUUAGCGUAAAACUUUAUGCCUGAUCAAUGGUAAGAGAUGAUGGGUGAAAAAAAAAACAUAUUUUUGCUACUUUUUAGGGCCGUCAGGGCCUUACAGAACACAGGCUAUGCUGCUGUAGGUGCAUUGUUUUUGCAUUUGUCCUGUUAAAUGAAGAAAUUGGGAAAUCUUUGUGGUUUUGAGGUGUAUUUGAAAGUCAAAUGCUUAUGAAUUAAUAGAGUACAAAAUACAGCCACUGCAAUACUUUGACACUAAACUUGGAAAAGAAGCUGCUCUUGUUCUUCAAAAGGCUUUUCCCCUUCUGUUUUUUCCUUAUAUUUCUGUCUUACACAGGUCAGAUCCCAUCUACAAAGAAAAGGCUUUAUAAUGGGCUGCAGAUGGCUGAAGUAGAAGCACUUUAAAAAAAAAGAAUCAGGGCUUCAUAAGAUUACUGAACUCUAGCCGAGCAUUAGACUUGUCUCUUUCUAAAACAAUUCCCUUGGGGUUUGUUUUCGGUGUGAGAUAGAGUUGGAAUAUGUGAAGCGCAAAAUAUGUUGGCUUCAGCCUGCCAACUGUGAAAAUGCCUCUGUUUACGUUUAUGUUUCACUCGAACAUUACUUUCCCUUUUUAUACCAAAAGCCCUCAAAACAUUUUGUGUUACAAAAUGCCUUAUUGGAAAAAAUAGUAAGCCUGUCCCUCACCUGAAACCAUUUGUCAAUAGUUUUUUCUGGUACAAUAGGCCAAUGACUGGUGUUACAGGUAACCAGGGGCUCUCUGUUCAGAAGUACUCUUUUGAAUUCAAGAAAACGUUCUGUGUUCUCCCACUUGUUAAUCUAUGAUCAACAAAAAUAAAAUGUAUA